AAGAAACGAUGGAAAUGAAAUAUAACAACAAUAAUGCUAAUAAUAUUUGUAUGUUUUGUAUUGUUUCAUUAGAUAUAUAAUGUAAUUCAAGUAUAUCUACAUACAUCUACCCUGAAUGAAAUAUCAAUAAUACAUUUUGUUUCUCGCAAAAUUUAAUCCAUGAAAACGUUCAAGUUUAUUGUCGUGGAUUCCUUCAUGGUGACGUCACGCUGGACAUCUGCUGCCCACAGAGUGCUGAGCAAACACUUUGAGCUUGCGUAACACCUUUUUUAGACCACCGGAGAAAAAGGAAUACAAAGGAGCAUCUUUACGGGUGCAUAAGGAAAAAGGAAAUAUGAAGGUUUUUUUUUAAGACGCGCAGGAGGGGAAAAAAAAGAAUAUAAUGGAGUAUUUUUAGAAGUGCAGGAGGAAAAAAGGGGACCAUUUUUAGACGUUGAAGUGGGGAAAAGGAAUAUAAGGGAGUAUUUUUAGAGGUACAGGAGGAAAAGGUAAUAUAAAGGAAGGUUUUCACAGGUUCAGAAGGAAAAACAGGAAUAUAAAGGAGUAUGUUUAAAGCUGCCGUACGGGGGGGAAAGGGAAUAUAAAGGAGUAUUUUUAAAGGUAAGGUACAGGAGGAAAGAGAGUGAAAUAAGGAAUAUAAAGGCUGAUUUUUUUUAAAGAGGUGUUGUAGGAAAAUAGAGAAUAUGAAGAAGUAUUUUACAGGUGCCAUAGGGAAAAAAAUAUCAAGGAGCAUCUUUUGAAAGGACUUUAACUGAGCAGACUGCAGCGGGCUGACCUCCUGCAGGGCAUGCAGGCCGCCCAGCUCUUUGGCGGGCCUUGUCACUUCCUGGAGCAGAGGGUCCGCCAGCGGGGGGGCCCCCACCUCAGCAAAAACAGGUCAUGAAGCCUCAGGAGGUGGAGCUCGUCACGGAAAUCUCCAAGCUGCAGUGCAUGGUCUCGGAGCUGAAGAUGGGCUUCACGGGCGCCCUGCUGGAGCUGGCCCAGAUCCAGCACGGAGACUCGGUCCUGCGUGACGAGCUGGAGGAGAACCGGCGUCGCUGUCGGGAGAAAGCGCGGUGCUUGGAGGUCCUGGUGGAGUCCCUCAGGGAGGAGCUGGGCGUGAUGCGGUGUCAGGUGGUGGCGCUGCGCAGUGACGUACAGCGCCACCAGCAGGACGCAAAGAGCACUGCGGCCACACACACAGAAACUGAUCCUGCAGAGGCGUGCCGCGGAAAAGUCCUGCUGCAUUGUUUCCUGCAGGGCCUCAAAGCUGGACUCACCGAAGGAACAGACGCGCGGCAACAGGUAGCGCUGCAGCUGCUCCAUUCUGAGUGGGAAUACGUGUGCACUUUGAACCGACUCCACGACAAAUAUAAGACGACAACACCCAGUCGGCACAUGACCACGGAACCUCGCGAGACGUUCGCGUCGUUCGUGGAGCGGCUCCUGCAGCGCCACUUGCUGUUCAGGAACACCCUGCAGGAGCGACUGUCCGCCCAGCAGUGGAAGUGUCUGGUGGGAGAUGUUCUGGUGAGGCUCGUCGGACAGAACGACACGUCUUUCGCGGACGCGUACGUGGGCUACACCGGCGCGCUGGCCUCCUUCCUCUCGCUGGAGGUCCACAAGUUGGAUGCUCACGAGGAGAAGCAGGGCGGCCAAGCGGAGAAGGGAAAGGAGCAAAUCCAAGUGCUGUCGCUCCUCCUGGCGCCCGUCUCUCGCGUCCACUGCUACCUGAGUCACAUCCAGAACCUGCUGCAGUGGACGGGCAAAGAGCAUCCGGACUGCAGCCUCCUGCUGGGCGCCGAGCGAACGCUCAGGGACAUUUUAUCGCGAUGUCAUGUCAUCCUGGAGGAGGACGUCCGCUGGGACCGCGGAGAAGGACCGCGGCGGCGGAGUUUGGGAGAUGCGGUGGCCGGCGGCUCGUCCGCUAACAGCGCCCCUCAGAGGACUAAGCGGGAUUUUGCGGCACCGAGAGAGAGCCAGCGUGUGUCGGGCCUGACAAACGGGUCUGGAGAGGACCGCACCAUGCGCGUGGAGUGCUGGUCCUGCAGUCCGGUGAGACGGCAGAGCCGUCAGUGCGCACCCGCCCGCGGUGGCCUCCUCACGCCGGAGCCUGCGGGCCGCUGGGCGGAAGACAGCGACUCGGGCCGGCGGGGGGAUCCGGAUGACACGUCCGCUUUCGACGACUCCUCGGUGACCUCUUGCAGGGGAGAUGAGGAUGAGGAGGAGGAGGAGGAGGAGGAAGAGGACAGUCAGGUUCCGGUCCUGCUCAAGCCUUCCUCCCAACAACGUUCGGAGAGGAGCGUCUGCCUCCGCUGGCAGAUUCCCAGACGGACCCCCCAUCCUCCUCUGAGGAUUCCCGCCAACACGCUGACUCCUGCCAGCUCGCGCGGCAAAAGGCUGGUCACCGUCAGGACGGGAUCGCCGCCGUUGAGAGCCAAGAGCGCCUUUAGGCCCAUCUGGGACAACCCCACAAAGCAGGCUCAAGUGUCUCCAGAGAAGGAGCACAGAGGCUUCGUGCCGGUCCAGACCGCCACCAGGCCAAACUUUGUCACUUUGCGAGAACAGCUGAGGGCGGGACAAGGACCGGGACUCGGUCUGGGACUCGGUCUGGUCCAGCCUCCGCCGCCUAGCCUCUCUUUGGCGCCGCCCAGUGGACAAUUGUGGGAGGACAGCGAAGACAGCGAGGGACCUUGCAGCACCGUUUGACAGCUUCUCCAACGUUUUGGGUCCAGAGACCACUUAAAAGGAGAAAUGUUUCCAAAGGACCACCUCAUAAUCGUAAUGUCAAUGAAAAUAUAACUACAGUAUGUGUACCUUUACAUUCCAAAGAAGUUGAAGUUACCUCUUCUUGAGACAAAAAGUUGUGAUGUAACAUACAAUUUUUGUUGUUGUAACAAAGAUUAGACAGCAUGAUUAUUGCACAGGUGUGCCUCAGGCUGCCCACAAUAAAAGGCCAUUCUAAAACGAGCAAUUUUGAAAAAUGGGAGCAAAACAAAAGGGUUGUUUAUAUUUUAGUUCAGUAUAAUAUUCAAUCAUUCAUUUAUAUAUAUAUAUGGGUUUUUAUUUGAUUACAGGCCUUUUUGUGUCCUUGAUGUAAAAUUUAAAGAAACAAAAAUAUUGAAAUAGAUUUUUUUCAAUAACCAGCAGUGGGCGUGCCUAAUUAUGUGUUGUCUACAAUGUCAUGUUAAUAUUAGUAUAUUUUGACAUUGUGGUAUUAUACAGUUUUCACCCUGUCCCUAGCACAGGGCUUGGAUACAUGAAGCUCUAUCAUUCUAACUAAAAAAUGCUAAAAUGGUAUAACUUUUACCAUAAAUGGUUUAAAAUAUAAUAGAAUGAAUGAUUUCUCAUCAUACAUACAAAACAUUUCAAAUAAUGUCUUUUAUUUUUACUAAAAUAUGCCUCUCCCUUAAAGUUGCUGUCAUUACCGCCACAUUGACCAAUUUCAGAUCAAUAAAGUUUAUUCAAAAUCGGAUUCUUAAA
Molecule: messenger RNA, 3462 nt
Organism: Phyllopteryx taeniolatus (common seadragon)
Lineage: Eukaryota; Metazoa; Chordata; Actinopteri; Syngnathiformes; Syngnathidae
Product: rho guanine nucleotide exchange factor 33
Exons: 15
Coding region: 880-2688 (602 amino acids)
Molecular function (GO): guanyl-nucleotide exchange factor activity
Source: RefSeq, a predicted model, not a curated record